AUGAGUUUUCAGGUUAUUCAUGGAGUUACAUGUAUGAUAUGUCUAUUUGAAUGUCUCAUCAGUACCGAGUCUGGCAGUUCCACGAAUUUGACUUUGUUUCAGGGUUCUAACUUGUCCGCGGUGGACUGGAAAAAUGCACAUCACCGAAGAACACUAUCUGCUAGCUUAGUUUCUGGUGCCUAUGUUAUGGAGCAUGACCGUCAAGCAAAUCGGCAAGGGAGUGAUGCUCUUGCACCACAAUGGUGGGAAUUCUUCAAUUUUGAGAUGUUGUAUCCACGCUUCGAUACUAACUAUUUCUCCAUCUUUGGUGCGGUAUAUGGAUACAAACCCAUGACGGGUUUUAAAUAUUACCAGACGGAUUUUAUUCCACGAUAUGUCAUUGCGUUUAGGGGAACCACUAUCAAGAAACAUACCGUCUCAUGGGACCUGUUAUUAGACCUUAAUAUUAUCAAACAUGGACUUCACCAGUCAUCCCGCGUUAGAGUUGCAAUGGAAGCUGUUCAAAGCAGGGUAUCUGAAGUUGGAGCUAAUAAUGUCUGGUUGGCAGGACAUUCUUUAGGCUCUUCCGUGGCUAUGCUUGUCGGGAAAAACAUGGCGAAAACGGGUAACUAUCUGGAAUCAUACCUCUUUAAUACACCUUUCAUUUCGGCUCCAAUCGAAAAGAUUAAGAGUGAGAAAGUGAGGCGUGGGGUUCGGUUUGCUAGCAGCCUGGUCAAAGCAGGACUCACCGUCGCCACGAAGGGUAUGAAAGAGAAUAGAGAUCCAAAUGAUCCGUUUAGUGCGUUUUUGACAUGCACCCGCUGUGACAAGGAGAAGGUGUCCCUUAUCCUAUUCAGUGAUUUUGAUGCGGUCAACCCACCAGUCAAUCUGGCGGGUCCAUUGGAACCUGUGGACUUGCGAGAGGACUUUCCCACCAUCCUCAAAUGUGAGGUAAAAGAGGUCCUAAAAGGUACUAAGAGAGGGAAGGCACUGGGACCUGAUACCAUCCCGAUUGAGGUGUGGAAGUCCCUGGGAGAUGAAGGGAUUAGUUGGAUGACCAAGCUCUUCAACAAUAUCUGCCUUUCAAACAGGAUGCCAAAAGACUGGUGA
Messenger RNA from Papaver somniferum (opium poppy), 1089 nucleotides. Its product is annotated as GDSL esterase/lipase At4g10955-like. The record is from RefSeq and is a predicted model, not a curated record. The coding region runs from base 1 to 1089 and encodes 362 amino acids. NCBI's taxonomy places the organism in Eukaryota, Viridiplantae, Streptophyta, Magnoliopsida, Ranunculales, Papaveraceae. The transcript is spliced from 4 exons.